GACACUAUAGUAGUGGUGCAAUGGGUCAUCAUGAUCCGUGAUCCGUUCUGAUCAAUAUCUUCGGUUCGGCACAAACGUGACUUUUUUUUUUUUUUUAUAUAUAUAUAUAAAUCGCAUGUUCAAUCCACACUCAGUGGUCAUGGCGAGCGGAGGAACGGAGCUUGAAUGCCCCGCGCAUGUUGGCUUUCUUGUCAGAUAUAAUGAUGAAGAAAAGAGGUUAGAGUGAAAAGAUUGUGCCAGAUCUUUAUGAACAGGAGAAGAAAUAAGUUGUGGAUGACCUAUCCCGAGCAUCCUCUGUUGCAAAAAAGACAAAACGUAUUUUCAUUUGUAGGGGUGCUCUGAUCACGAUCGGCCGAUUGUUAUGUGCAUCUCGUCAGUAAAUCCGGUUCUCUGAUCAGCAGUUAAAUCCAUCAGGUGCAUGAUUACACAUAGAGCAGCUGUUACUACACAGUGCCGUUGUUAAUUGAGAAGAUGCGCAAAUCCACGUUCAUUUUCAGCGUUUAUUGGUGCAUCUUCUCAGUUAACAACGGCUCUGUGUAGUAACAGCUAAUGGCAGAAUCUGACGAGAACGAGUUUUUAGGGACCACAAUGAUUUUAUGGCCCAGGAUGAUGACUGGCUUAUCAGCCGUUUCAGAUUUCCAAGGGCUAUCCUCUUGGAGCUCUGUGCUGAGUUGGGUCCGAAUCUAGAGAGAGAGACAAUGAGGAGCCACGCAAUACCAAAGGGAACUGGCAGACAGCUCAGGAAUAAGCCAGUCGUCUUUGAGCCGGGCAAUGCCAGCGGUAUGGGACAGGAUCAUCUGCAUUUUUACCAGAAAUUCAUGUUCAGUGAAACUCCUCUGACAACAAUCUCCUAUUCAUCAAUUCACCAAUAAAUGCAGGAAUAUUUCCAUCAGUAAACAAGUGAAGACGAGCCUCAAAUCAUCAAAAAGAGAUGAAAUCUGUUAAGACUCAGUUUAUUAAAGAGGACCGAGAAAAGAUGAGACACACUGAAGAUACUGAAGAACAAACAGAGCUGAUUGAACAUAAUGAGGAGAGAGAAGAAUUUAGUGAAUCUGAGAAGAAAAAUCAUGUCAGAUACGGAGAAAAACCCAUACAGAAAGAUUUAAAGAAAAGGAAGAAGAAGAAAUCUUUCCCCUGCAUUCAGUGUGGAAAGAGUUUCACAAGCAAAGCUCUUCUCAAGCGACACAUGAGAGUUCAUACUGGAGAGAAACCGUUCACUUGUAAUCUGUGCGGGAAGAGUUUCUCACAAUCAGCACACCUUCAGCUACACAUGAACAUCCACACUGGAGAGAAACCACACACAUGUGAUCAAUGCGGGAAGAGUUUCUCACAAUCAUCAUCUCUUAAGGUACACAUGAACAUCCACACUGGAGAGAAACCACACACAUGUGAUCAAUGCGGGAAGAGUUUCUCACAAUCAUCAUCUCUUAAGGUACACAUGAACAUCCACACUGGAGAGAAACCACACACAUGUGAUCAAUGCGGGAAAACAUUUUUGUGGUAUUCAAGCCUGACAAAACACCUGAAACUUCAUGCGAAGGAGAAGCCACAUUCAUGUCAUUUGUGUGGAAAGAGUUUUCGAUUAAAAGAAUAUUUGAAAGCUCAUCAGAAAAAACAUACUGGUGUGAGAGAGUACAUGUGCUUUGAGUGUGAAAAGACUUUUAUUUCAGCGAGCAGUUUAAAACUGCAUGAGAAGAUUCACACUGGAGAGAAACCUUACAAGUGUUCACACUGUGACAAGAGAUUCAUUGUUUCAUCAUAUCUAAAAAAACACGAGAGGAUCCACACUGGAGUGAAACCUUUUAAGUGUUCACACUGUGACGAGAGAUUCAUUCAGUCAGGAAACCUGAAAACACAUGAGAUGAUCCACACUGGAGAGAAACCUUACAAGUGUUCACACUGUGAAAAGAGAUUUAAUGGGUCAUCACUUCUAAAAAGACAUGAGAGGAUCCACACUGGAGAGAAACCUUACAAGUGUUCACACUGUGAAAAGAGAUUCAGUUUGUCAUCACAUCUAAAAAGACAUGAGAGGAUCCACACUGGAGAGAAACCUUACAAGUGUUUACACUGUGAAAAGAGAUUCAGUGUGUCAUCACAUCUAAAAAGACAUGAGAUGAUCCACACUGGAGAGAAACCUUAUAAGUGUUCACACUGUGAUGACAGAUUCAGUCGAUCAGGAUACCUGAAAACACAUGAGAGGAUCCACACUGGCGAGAAACCUUACAAGUGUUCACACUGUGACAGGAGAUUCAGUGUGUCAUCACAUCUAAAAAGACAUGAGAGGAUCCACACUGGAGAGAAACCGUAUCACUGCACUGCAUGUGGGAAGUGUUUCAAACAAUCAUCUUCUCUACUCAAUCAUACAAAAAACAAACACAGUUAGUAGAUCAUCUUCAGAUCUGAUGCUGCUUCCUCACCAAAUGUGACACAAUAAUGGAUCAAGCUGUGAAAUAUCAUCUGGAUAAAUCUGUCAUUACCAGUGACAAGACAAAGAAACAUUAUCUGAAGUUUUCUCAGUGAAUAAAGUUCCUCUUCAAAACCAGCAGAUCCAACCGAUUCAGAUAAACUCAAAGAUAAAUUUUCUCCCCAAAGAACAAUGUCACAAAGGUUUAUUAUUGUACAUCAUUUUGCUUCAUGAUAUAAAUGAUAUCCCAUGGGGCGGGUUACAGAAAACUUCUUAUCUCAGUUCUCAACUUAAGAUAUAUGUUAAAUUAGGAUUUGUUUCAAAUUCGUAUUACAGAAGCAAAUCUUAACUUGAUUUAGGAUUAUUAUCCUAUUUUACAAAGUCGUAUCUUAUCUCUAGUUAGGAAACACUGUGCGAGCUGCUGAUGAGGGAAACAGAAUAACAGAAGCUACUUCAAUUUGGCAAAGAAAAGUAAAGGCAUUAGUCAAUGGAAGAGUCUUUUCUGAAGUAGCUUUUGUCCUGAAUGUUGUCCUAACAGAAACGAUCAUGGUUAUCAAUCAGAUUAGAUAAUAUUUUAAAGUUAGGAUCUUUCUGUUACCAUGGCAUCCUGGACACCUUUACCAGACCAGAUGAACUUUACGACCCAAUGGCAUGUUGAGAGUCCUCCCUCUCACUACCUUUCCCCAUAGGAGACACCCAUAAUGCCCAUAAAAGACUCUUCUCUAGUUAAUUCAUAGGAAAAAACACUUUCUCUGAAAGAACACUCAUAUCGCCAGGUCGCUGUGUAUAUUAUUACUGUUCUCGUAUAUUGUCUUUUGUAUUGUAUACUGUUUUAUGCAUGCAUUAUGAUAGAUCACUAGUUAAAAUAACCUCAUCUAUACCAUGUUUGGUCUCUUUGAAUUUGUGUUUUGAUGAUCUAAUUGAGAGUGUACAUAUGUUGAUACCUACACUACAUGAUAAUGCUCUGAGAAUCUUUUGCAUCAAAACCCAAUGCCAUUAAAUAUACAAAAUACCAUGCUGCGACGACAAAGAGUCGUAAACUUUCCCUCCGAAAGUGUAGAUCUCUAUUGGUUAAGAAAUGUGUUAGACUAGUUUGUGUUAGUGUUUAGUUAAUAAAACUCUUGUGCACAGAUUA
Carassius auratus (goldfish) is the source of this 3539-nucleotide messenger RNA. Its product is annotated as zinc finger protein 235-like. The record is from RefSeq and is a predicted model, not a curated record. Gene Ontology annotation, molecular function: DNA-binding transcription activator activity, RNA polymerase II-specific; DNA-binding transcription repressor activity, RNA polymerase II-specific; RNA polymerase II cis-regulatory region sequence-specific DNA binding. Gene Ontology annotation, cellular component: nucleus; nucleoplasm. Gene Ontology annotation, biological process: regulation of cytokine production; regulation of immune system process; negative regulation of transcription by RNA polymerase II. The transcript is spliced from 3 exons. Lineage: Eukaryota; Metazoa; Chordata; Actinopteri; Cypriniformes; Cyprinidae. The coding region runs from base 932 to 2383 and encodes 483 amino acids.